UGUGUAUGUGUAUGUGUAUGUGUAUGUGUAUGUGUAUGUGUAUGUGUAUGUGUAUGUAAGCGUGCUUAUGUGUGGGGUGGGCUUAUGCUUUUUGUCUAUGUUUGCAUCUGUGUGAAGCUGUAAGUAAAACUGAGAGAGAGAGAGCUAGAGACAGAGAGAGAGCUAGAGAGAGACAGACAGAGAGAGAGAGAACGAUGACGUGUUACUCACCUGAAUGCCCCGAGAGCGGGGCUUUAUAAGCUCGUCACCUGCGGUCUACCUGUCGUGUACCUGGCAGGGCGGCUGCGCAGCCUGUACGUCCCACUGUCAAAGCGCGAAGAUCGCUGCUGCCUAGAGGGUCUGGUGUUGAAGCAGUUGCCAGGCACCCGGUGUGUCCCAGGCUCUCGUCUGCUGGCCACCCGCUCUGCUGGCACUGUGCCUUCGUCUCUUUCUCUGGGACCCGGGCAUCAGCCUCCACCGCCUCGUACUCAAGGUAUCAGCCACAUCAAAGACGACGACGACAACGUGAGAACAUAAUCUACAGCCACCAUCUUCAGACAAAAACAAACCUUUACAAUAGCCACGCAUAUCCUGGUUUCCUCCGUGAUCAUUAAAACAGGAAGAAAAAACUUUUUAAACUUUUCUGGAUAUUCAUCGCUACAGACAUCGAAGUUGUAAUAAUCUUGAAGCCUUAUUUUGGGGAAGCUGAGCACAUCGAGUUUCUUCCUUGCUGCAAAAUUUAGUCACCUGGUGACAGCUGUGUUCAAGGUGUGCCUCCUCUUCUUUUAACAUCGGAAGUUGCUACAGCACCGAAAGGAUGGCGCCCGUGGCCGCGGUGCCCAUGACCAAGUUGUCGCUCGUAUUCAUGUUGUCAUUGCUGAGAGACGACCCGAUGGUCGACUUGCAUUCUGUCACCAAACAUCACUGGGCCUACAAAGGUAGUGAAGGGCCGGACAACUGGCCAGUCCACUACCCCAAGUGCAGGGGGGAGCAGCAGUCACCUGUUAACAUCGAUACCCACUCUUGCUUGUAUGACCCGACACUCACUGACUUCACCCUCAUCAACUUCAACAGGACCAGCAGCUCCGUCGACGUCGGCUGCAAGCUCAACUUCACCAACAACGGGCACUCAGCCUCAGUCCGGGUGAUGAGUGACAUGGCGGUGGAGGGCGGGGGACUGGAUGGGAGGUAUCGCACGGCGGAGUUCCACUUCCACUGGGGGGACAUGGAUGACGUCGGUUCCGAGCACGCCGUUGAUGGUGCGAAAUAUCCUCUGGAGAUGCACGUAGUGAGCUACGCGGAGAAGUACGGGACACUGAUGAACGCCAUGGAGAAGCCGGAUGGACUGGCUGUGCUCGGAGUUCUCUUCCAUAUUUCGGAGCAAGAUAACCCUGCAUUCGCGCCUCUGGCAGAUACUCUGCAAUAUAUACACAAAGCAGGCGAGCACCGGACUGUGGACGGCGUACAGUUGCGAUCCUUGCUGCCAGAGGACACGUCACGCUUCUGGCGCUACGCCGGAAGUCUGACCACACCCAGGUGCUACGAGAGUGUCACGUGGACUAUCUUUGAACAGCCGCAGAAAGUUUCCGUCAAACAGCUGAGCCAGCUGAGGCACCUGCUGCACGAGGAAGGUCACUUUGAGGCCCACGAUCACGGGUCCGCUCACAGCGCCAGCGACCAGCCCAACAGCCCCAGUUACCUGGUGAACAACUGGCGCCCUCUGCAGCCCCUGCACAAACGCAGGGUCAGAACCAGUUUUCGAACUCCAGGCCAGUCGCCUGUGACGACCCAGCCAAGAGAUAAACCUGAGAAAGGGUCGAAUGAUAUUCUGACUUCCGGUGCAAACGCCCAACCGUCUCCAUCUGUCACGGAGAGCAUGAUGAAUGAGUCUCGCAGCUCUUUGAAUGUAACCUCCUCUCCUGAGGUCACCACGGCCUCAUUAGGCCAGGACACAGCAAGCCAGACGUCAGGACAGACAUCAGAGCUGACAUCGUUGUCUCAUUCCUCUGUUUCAUCAACGCCAGUUCCUGCACAGAAGGAGGAGCAGUCAGGUCACGUGACAACCACCGUUGCCAACACUACAGGGUCCAGUGUAGCGCCUUCCAUCCCGGAUACCUCGCCGGAGAUGCUGGUAGUUACCUCGCCUGGCAAUGAUGGUGGUGCAAUCGCCGCAUCGGCUUCAGCUGCACCCGAGUAUAACACACUCUCCAUUUUCGAAGCACCUCCUGACAAGAUCGGAAUCCCGCCGUCAGCCCUAAAUGACGGCCCUAUCAACGCGGCUAUGGAGAGGCCCUAUCUCCUGUCCAGAGCCAACCACGUCAACGAAGCGAAGCACCCGCAGUCGACCUCGCAAGGUAAACAAGGGGAAGCCCAGACAAACCCUGGCGACUCCCAGAAUAUACUAUCUCCCCCUGCAGCCUCCAUCGCAAAUGAUAGCUCCUCGAGCACGGCAACUACGUCGGUCGUUCCUACUGCGCCAUCUGACGAAAAAUCGUCGUUGUUGUCGUCAAGAGAGCCGAGGCUGAAAGAACUCUCCCAGCGUCUGAGACAGUUUCUUCCCCAGGAAGGUCGCUACGCCCAGACGACCGUUCAGUUGCAGGAGACGCCAUUCGCAGGUCGGUAUCGAGGUCCUGUGAACAUGGAAACCACUGCCCAGCCUCAGUUUCGACGUCCGCUGCUGUACUCUUCCAUCAGAAACAUCGACAACAGCCUGUCUCAGCCUCCAGCCACCAAUCACCUACUCGCACCUCACCCACAGCAGGGAGGAGGCUGGAGUUUGAACGCCCCUCGUGUAACCGGUCUGCAGUCCGGCCAGACGAUGAACCACCUGCUGCAGUCCCUCCGCUCCAGCCUCUACGUCAGGCCCACCCGCUACGGCACGGCGACGGACACGCGGUACGGCACCACUACCCACACCAGCGCCCUGUCGCCACCCGACUUCAGCAGGCUGCUGCACAGGGCCUACCCUGUCUUUUCGCCAGCUGCGCAGGUGUUGGGUGCGCCAGGUGAAGCGACAUUCGAUGCACCCUUUGUCUUCUUGCAUAACUUUGACCAGCCUAUGCUGAUUCGGAGACGAUUUUACGGGGGUUUGAACAGUCAGCCCAACGGAUUAUACUGAAGCAGUGACAAAGUGACUAGUCUGAAAUGCGAGAAUCUUUCUUCCACUGAAAAACCAUCUUUCUUUUGUUGGUGAGGAAAAAAAGACGACGGAAAGCUC
Molecule: messenger RNA, 3196 nt
Organism: Pomacea canaliculata
Lineage: Eukaryota; Metazoa; Mollusca; Gastropoda; Architaenioglossa; Ampullariidae
Product: mucin-5AC-like
Exons: 11
Coding region: 797-3097 (766 amino acids)
Molecular function (GO): zinc ion binding; carbonate dehydratase activity
Source: RefSeq, a predicted model, not a curated record